This is a messenger RNA of Sphaeramia orbicularis (orbiculate cardinalfish), 3135 nucleotides long. RefSeq names its product exonuclease 3'-5' domain containing 2 (gene exd2). Gene Ontology annotation, cellular component: cytoplasm; nucleus. The record is from RefSeq and is a predicted model, not a curated record. NCBI's taxonomy places the organism in Eukaryota, Metazoa, Chordata, Actinopteri, Kurtiformes, Apogonidae. Gene Ontology annotation, biological process: nucleobase-containing compound metabolic process. Bases 219 to 2153 code for a protein of 644 amino acids. Gene Ontology annotation, molecular function: 3'-5' exonuclease activity; nucleic acid binding. The transcript has 10 exons.
CCGGUGCAGCCGCUUGUUAUAAAUAGGGGCCGGAAGACGUGGAUCCGCUCAUUAAAGAGAAACAAGUGUCUGUGAGCGUUUAACCGGUGUGCUUUUGGAUGUAAACCUAAAGAGAAAUGCAUUUCCUGUCCAUGUUUCCAGACUAGAGCCAAGUUUACAUGACCACUCACUGACAAAGAAAAAGUCAUCACUUUUCACGCUGCUGAGGAGAAGUCGUCAUGUCUCAUCGAGGACCUUUAGCUGCUGUCGUGACCACAGUUCUGGGCGUGACCUUAGGAGGGCUGAUCGCAUGGCGAGUGUACCGGACCAAAAGGAAGAGGCUGCCUUCCAUCCAGAAGGCGGCUGAACCUGUGGAAGCUCCGCAUCCUGUGGAAGAGGAGCGAAACGCUGAGGAACAUCAACCCACGACGCCAACGCAUCAUCCAGCAGAGGAGCUGAAGGCAGUGCAGAGUCAGAGCACCCAGCUGCCCUCCCCCAUCCUCAUCCCCUCCUCCGUGCAGCUGCUGGGGGUGGAACCGGUGAUGGUGAGCUCAGAGGAGGAAUGGCAGCAGCUGUGGCCGCUGAUGCAGAAGGAGCUGUCAGUCUUCCCUGUUCUGGGACUGGACUGUGAAUGGGUAAAGAGCAACGGCGUUUCUGUGAAGGGCAGAGCGUCGGCCGUCUCCCUCCUGCAGAUGGCGUCCUACUCCGGUCUGACCGUCCUGGUGAGGCUGCCGUCGUUUCGCAGCGGCCAGCAGCUCUUCCCUCUCAGUUUAAUGGAAGUCCUCCGUGACCCCCACGUCCUGAAAGUCGGCGUCGGGUGCUACGAAGACGGAAAACGCCUGACGCGGGACUACGGCCUGGCGCUGGCGUGUACGGUCGACCUGCGUUACCUGGCCUUAAGACAGAGGCAGGUUCCAGUCACUAACGGCCUCAGUCUGAAGUCCCUGGCGGCGGAUCUGUUGAACGUGUCUCUGGAUAAAUCCAUGGAGCUGCGAUGCAGUGACUGGGAGGCGGAUCAGCUGACGGUGGAGCAGAUGACGUACGCCGCAAGAGACGCCCAAGUCUCCAUCGCCCUCUUCCUCCGCCUCCUCGGCCUGGGCUCCGAAGCCGGUCCCGCCUCUUCCAGCGGACGCUCCUACGCGGAGUUGGCGUCGCGCUGCCAGGGCCUGGUGGACGUCCCCUUCAGGGGCCGAGGAGACGGAGGCGACAAGGCCGCCGACGGGGACAGGAGACGCAGGACGAGGAAACUGGCAACAUGUGAAAACCAAGAGUCUGGAGAUCAGCAAGUCCCAGACCCUCGAAAGAAUAACAAGAGGAAACCGCUGGGCGUCGGGUACUCCACAAGGAAGUCCCCUCUCUACGAUAACUGCUUCCUGUACGCCCCCGACGGCCAACCCCUGUGCACCUGUGACAAGAAGAAGGCCAAAUGGUACCUGGAUAAAGGAAUAGGAGUCCUUCAUAGUGAAGACCCGUUUGUGGUCCGGCUGCUGUUCGAGCCAUCGGGACGUCCAGACUCCCAGCAGGACUAUUACCUGACGGCCAAGGAGAACCUGUGUGUGGUCUGUGGGAAAGCAGACUCAUACAUCAGGAAAAACAUCGUUCCUCAUGAGUACCGCCGUCAUUUCCCCACUGAGAUGAAGGACCACAACUCCCACGACAUCCUGCUGCUCUGCUCCAGCUGCCACGCCGCCUCCAACGUCCACGACGGCUUCCUUAAGCAGCAGCUGGCCGACGAGUUCGCCGCCCCCCAGGGCUGCGAGGAGGGCGUGCGGCUGUUGGAGGACCCGGACCGGCGCCGGGUCCGGUCGGCGGCCCGGGCCCUGCUCACCGCCGGCGACGGGCUCCCCGAAGCCAGACGGCAGGAGCUGCAGGAGGCCAUCAAGAACUUCCUGAACCUGAACGAGGAGCAGGAGCUGACAAAGGAGGCGCUGCAGCAGGUCGCAGGGCUGGAGACCAGGAUCUUCAACGACGCCUACGUCCCCCAUGGUCUGAAGGUGGUCCAGGCUCACGCCAACCAGGGUCUCCGGGGCCUCAUGGAGCUGGAGCGCCGCUGGAGGCAGCACUUCCUGAACACGAUGCGGCCUCGCCACCUCCCCCCCCUCUGGUCCGUCGACCACAACCACAAGAAGUUCCUCCGCAGGUACAGCGAGGACGUCCACAUCGAACUGAAAUGAGUCCAAACAAAGAAGGACGGACCGGAACCAGAACCAAGGUGGCGGUCCAGAUCCCAGACCGGCGGAGGCUCGGGUCCAUCAGCUCAAACACAAACAGUGGGCGUCGACGUCCUGUGGAGACACAACCACGACGAGUGUGUGAGGGAACGCACUCACCUGGUCCGACUGAUGGACCCAGGACCAGAUCUGGACCUGAAACCAGCACUGACCCCGAAGAACCUGCCCCACUGGACCUCAUGUGAUCAUGUACAGACACUUUUUUAUGACACUAAACGUAUAAUUAUUUAUGAAAUGGUUAUAAUAUUGAACUGCUUUUUAGACGCCGCGACCUGCUCCUUCUUCCUGAACUGAAUGAAGCUCCGCCCCCUGCAGGUCUGUGGCUCAUAUCGUCAUGGUGACAUGAAAUGAUUUGCUUUGGAGAUGAGGUCGUUUCAUUUCGACCUCACAUCGCCGUUCUUUCUGCUCCUGUUUUAAGUCGAUACGUGACUGAUGUUUUUUCCCAGAAGCCCCUGACACCGACCUGUAACUGAGUCCGGUGCUGCGGCGCCGUUGGGCCAGAGCGCUUGUCCAGAACGCCGCCACCCAUCUCCUGUUUAUUUUUGCAGAGACGGACUAACGCUGGCCGCCUUCGUUCAUCCUCCCUCUUCUUUGUUUUGCCGUUGCGUCGCCGUUUCUCGCGGUGGGCGGGGCUCCCUCAUGGCUCAUGUUCUAAUGCGCCUCUUAAACCCCGACCCGACCAGAGACUCGACGACGCAGCCUCGCUUCAGCUCAAAGCUUUGAAUAUGACGUCGUUUUCCAGAAUCCAACCUGUACCGUGAUGACGAGGCGCCAGCGCUGAGCCGACUCUGACAGUAGGGCGGCGCUGUGUUCACAGAGCAGGUUAACGGAACUCCAACAGCUGCUGCUUUAUUCAUGUGAAUGUGUCGAACGGUUGUUUUCAAAUUGUGAUUUAAAAAAGAAAUAAAGUCAUAUUUGUAUUAUU